This is a messenger RNA of Melitaea cinxia (Glanville fritillary), 966 nucleotides long. RefSeq names its product proteasome activator complex subunit 3 (gene REG). Gene Ontology annotation, molecular function: endopeptidase activator activity. The record is from RefSeq and is a predicted model, not a curated record. The coding region runs from base 1 to 738 and encodes 245 amino acids. The transcript has 5 exons. Gene Ontology annotation, cellular component: proteasome activator complex; nucleoplasm; cytoplasm. Gene Ontology annotation, biological process: positive regulation of endopeptidase activity; regulation of proteasomal protein catabolic process; regulation of G1/S transition of mitotic cell cycle. NCBI's taxonomy places the organism in Eukaryota, Metazoa, Arthropoda, Insecta, Lepidoptera, Nymphalidae.
AUGACAGACGUUGCAAAGAAGGUCCAGGACUACAAAGAUUCCCUGAAACAGAAAGCAGAACACUUAAUUAUAAGAGGAUUCCCAGAAAAGAUAGUUAAGUUGAAUGAACUUCUAGAAACGUCAAAUUUUCAAAAUCGGGAUCUGUCAGACGUACAUCAGGACUUAAACAUUCCAGUGCCUCCUCCAAUUCAGCCUCAGAAUGAACCAAAUGCUAAGAGGCAGCGUGUAGACUCAUCGGAGGUAUCAAGUAACUCAUCAAUUGAGGGUACUCGAGUGUAUGCGCUGCCAAAUGGAACAGUACCAUGUAAUAAGCCACUUAGUGAUCUAAUACACCUUGUCAAACCACAUAUUAGAGAACUGGUUGAAGAUUCAAACCUGCUUAAAAUGUGGAUUUCAUUUAUGAUCCCAAAGAUAGAGGAUGGCAAUAACUUUGGUGUAUCAAUACAAGAAGACACCCUGGCUGAAAUACAAUCUGUUGAAUCAGAAGCCGCAGCAUUCUUUGACCAAAUUUCGAGAUACUUUAUAUCCCGAGCAAAGAUAGUAUCAAAAGUUGCGAAAUAUCCACAUAUUGACGAUUACAGAAGAGCUGUAAGAGAAUUAGACGAGAAAGAGUAUUUGUCUCUUUGGCUUGUAAUGUGUGAGAUUCGCAACCGCUACUGUUCCUUACAUGAUAUUGUCAUCAAGAAUUUAGAAAAAAUCAAAAAGCCACGCUCCUCCAAUGCAGAUUCAUUAUACUAGGUCUUAACUUUAAUCUCAACUAGUAUUCUUAGGUGCAAGGAUUACUUGUGAACUUUAAGGGUAACUAUAAUACAAAUUUAUUUGGUUUUUUAUUCACUAGAUGAGUGUAUACAGGCGACUGUAUAUAUUUAAUUGAAAUAUUAACACUAAUUAGGUUAAACCUAAUUUGCUAUACUUAAGCACUGUAACAGUUUAAUUAAUAAAUAUUUUUCUGACAUAUCUCAAAAA